AUGCCCAGCUCUACCAAAAAGACUAUUAGUAAGGAACCACCACCACCACCAAAAGGACCCAAGAUUACAGAAAUGACCGAUGACACCAUCACUAAGAACACCAUUUUGGUCAAUUCACAACAUACCAAUAUGAGGUUGCUUUUCCUUUUACAAAAAGUGGUUCAACAUCUUCAUGAUUUUGCAAUUGAGACGAGAUUGACCACUGAAGAAUGGGAAGUUGCUAUUCAAUUUCUUACUGAUACGGGUAAAAUGUGCUCCGAUAUCCGUCAGGAGUUUGUUUUGUUAUCUGAUGUUAUGGGUUUAUCAGUUUUAGUUGAUUCUAUCUCCCAUCCAAAACCACCAAAUGCUACAAUUGGUACAUUAUUGGGACCAUUUCACACUCACGAUGCAGCUGAAAUGCACCAAGGUGAUUCCAUUUGUUCUGACGGCAGAGGUGAACCAUUAUUAAUUGAAGGGUUGUUGACUGAACCAGAUGGAACUCCAGUUGCCGAUGCCGCCAUUGAUCUUUGGCAUUGUGAUGCUAAUGGGUUAUACGAUACUCAAUACCCGAAUAGAGACCAUCCUGAUAUGAGAGGUAUUGUCAAGACGAAUAACAAUGGAAGUUUCAUCAUCAAAUGUACGAGACCUGUGGCCUAUCCAAUUCCUCAUGAUGGACCUGUUGGUAAAUUGUUGCAAAAAAUCAACAGGCACCCUUACAGACCAGCUCAUAUUCAUUUUAUCAUUGAAAAGGAAGGUUACGAUAGGUUGAUUACAGCAUUAUACGCCAAGGGAGAUCCUUAUGAGACUUCGGAUGCUGUGUUUGGUGUCAAGACACUGUUGUUGUACACUUUAGAUAAAUUAGGAACUGAAAAGGCUAAGAAGUAUGGUAUGGACCCUGAAGACUGGUAUUUGAAGUGGCAUUUCAAGAUUAUCACUAAAGAUGAAGCUAAAAAAUUGAUGGUUCAGAAGAACCAGGAAGCUUUGACAGGAGCUGCGACCAACUUGAUUCUCAACGCCGAUGGAUUGCCAGAACCAUCUCCAUUGGACUAA
Molecule: messenger RNA, 1029 nt
Organism: Lodderomyces orthopsilosis Co 90-125
Lineage: Eukaryota; Fungi; Ascomycota; Pichiomycetes; Serinales; Debaryomycetaceae
Exons: 1
Coding region: 1-1029 (342 amino acids)
Biological process (GO): catechol-containing compound metabolic process
Molecular function (GO): ferric iron binding; catechol 1,2-dioxygenase activity
Source: RefSeq, a predicted model, not a curated record